Molecule: messenger RNA, 2427 nt
Organism: Lodderomyces margitis
Lineage: Eukaryota; Fungi; Ascomycota; Pichiomycetes; Serinales; Debaryomycetaceae
Exons: 1
Coding region: 1-2427 (808 amino acids)
Molecular function (GO): phosphatidylinositol binding
Source: RefSeq, a predicted model, not a curated record
AUGUCACAGACGCCAAUAGAAUCACCACAAUCACAAUCACAAGGUCAUUCAAUUACAACUGCAACAGAAAAGUCCACACUCGACGCCAAUAUUACGACCCCACAGCAACAGGCACAACAAGAUCAGGGUACGCCACAGACAUCAUACGAUGAAGACGAAGAUAACAAUCCGUUUCUGCAUCACCAAGGACUAAGUAGUUUUAGUCAAUUGCAUUUAAACAACAGUAGCCAACAACCCAACGAAGAGUUGUCUAAAUCACUGGAUGAAGUAGACGAAUCAAUGCUACUAUACAAAACAUCCAAUAAACUAGAUAAAUCAAACAGCAAACAUAACGAGUCGUUCAAUACUGUCAAUAUGAAUUUUGAGAGCAGAGUUACUAAAUUACUAAAGCCCAAGAUUCGAGUUAAAAUACAAAUCACUGAAGCAGGAAAGUCUAAUGAAGGCAUGAACAAUUCCCUGAAGAAAUAUAUCGUUUACACCAUAAAGCUUGUCAAUUUGGAUGCUAAAAACGAUGAGAUUUUAACAAGAAGGAGAUAUAGUGAUUUCGAAAGUUUGCGUGACGUUUUAACCAAGAUUUUCCCCUUGGUUAUUAUCCCACCAAUCCCACCCAAGAAUUAUUUUGACUUUUCGGUCUUCAAUGGGUUUGUUGGACAAGGAAGUAUCGGAUUUGGUACAAACAAUGGUGGGGGAGUAGGAGUAGGUGGUGGCGGUAUUGGACAAGAUCGAUCAAUUGGUGGAUUAGGGUCUGCCUCAUCGGGUGCAGCAGCAGCAACUGCUGCUGCUAAUGCGAACGUCAACACCAGCCAUGCCACCACCUCAUCAACCAAUAACUUUUCUAACCCUGCAUCGUACGCAUACAUUAAUUCCAACCAUCUAGCUAAAAACCAAUUGGUUGAACAUCGCAAACGACUCCUUUCGAAUUUUUUAAACAACUGUCUUGAAAUUAAACAGAUCCGCAACCUUGAGUUUUUCCACAAGUUUCUUGAUCCUAAUGCUAAUUGGUCUGAUGAAAUUGCCUUAAUUCAAAAUCAAUUGCCUAAAUCAAUAUAUUUACUGAAUCCAGAAAAUGGGUUGAAAACAGAUGCCAUAUAUGCCAAUUUACCAAAUCCUUCAUCAAGUAAAAAUACCAUGAGUUUUUUCAAGGAUAACGGGAAAAGGAUCACCAAAAAGACCAAUAAAUUGAUUGGAAACAGCAUUAGUAGUAGUGCUAGCACUAUAGCGGCCGAAGCCACUGGAGUCGCGCCUACGCCCGAUACAACCGCCACUGAAGCAUUACAAAAGAAGAAACAAAGUGAAUACAUUGUCGACACUUCGGGAUUAGAUGAAGUGAAUAAAAGAAUAAUGACCAAUUUCAUGGGUCUUUCUAACGAUUAUGCCGAAUUGGGUAGUAUGUUUAAUUCGUUUUCUUUGAUGUUUUCAGAAACUUUUCUGCUGCUGCUGCGUAGCGAAGAGGAAGGUGGUGGAGGAAGGAGAGGUAGUGGGAUUGCUAAUACAAGUGACGACGAUGGUGGUGUAGCUACAACUACAUCGGCAGCUGUAGCCGUCACAAGCAAUCAACGAGUUGGACAAGACAAAUCUAAUGACCAUGAUGAUGACGAUGAAUUGAAUUUCAUCUUUGACAAGAUUGGUCAGUGUUUUGAUCGAUCUUAUAUUGCUAUUAAUUCGUUAAUUGGUGAUUUGGAAACUCAGUUUUCCGAACCAUUGGGUGAGGCAGUCCAAUAUACUCAAAUAUUACAUUAUAUAACCAAAUAUCAGUCAAGGAAAUUGACUCAGAAGCAAAUGUUGGAUGAUGAUGUGAAGUACAAGAGAAAAGAGUUGAAUCAAUUAUUGAAGAUUGAACAAGAAGCAGGUAUGGUUGAACAUGCAAUUAGGCAUCAGCAUAGUAGCAAUAAUAGCCACAGCCACAGCAACAACACUAAUAACGAUUCAACCAAGUCAAAGUUUGACUUGAAUGGUGGUAAUGCAGCCACGUCUGCUUCUGCUGCCACCUCCACUAAUGCUUACAAAUCAGCCCCCAAUGGUACUCCAAUAACUAAUGGAGCAUCAAGCAACAACAGUAAUGCAACGUCCCCCACAUCUUCCGCCAGCGGCGGAGGAGCAGGGUUAUUCAAAUUGCCCAGUUUUAAAUUUAAGAAGUUAACGCGAUAUGUAAGUGAAAUAAUUGAUCAAAAUCCGCAACAAACAAGACGCACCAAAAUCCAUGAAUUAACUGACAAGAUUGGCGUAUUGGAGAAAUGUCAAGAUAUAAUGCUUGCUGAUUUAUCAUUUAUCUAUGAUGAAAUUGACAAGAAUUUACAACAGUUUCAAAUUCAUCAGUUGAAGAUGAUUUAUGAGAUAUUGUUGUAUUAUAAUCAGGUUUUGAUUGGAUGGGCAAAAAAGAAUAUUGAAAUAUGGCAAGAUGUUAAAGAUGAAAUUAUCAAGUAUUGA